Messenger RNA from Diaporthe citri, 1323 nucleotides. RefSeq lists its product as uncharacterized. Lineage: Eukaryota; Fungi; Ascomycota; Sordariomycetes; Diaporthales; Diaporthaceae. Gene Ontology annotation, molecular function: N6-methyladenosine-containing RNA reader activity; mRNA binding. Gene Ontology annotation, cellular component: nucleoplasm. The transcript is spliced from 4 exons. Gene Ontology annotation, biological process: regulation of alternative mRNA splicing, via spliceosome; mRNA splicing, via spliceosome. Bases 1 to 1323 code for a protein of 440 amino acids. The record is from RefSeq and is a predicted model, not a curated record.
AUGAGGGCUGCUCCUACACAAGUUGUGGACAGCGGGAACGUAGGGGCUUUUGCUACCACGCAGGACUUGAAAACUGGUUCAAGCGAAAGCCAGUCGAAUGUCGUCCGCGGACCGCCUAGGAAGCCCCGGCAAAGCGGCCAUGCCAUCUGGAUUGGGAAUCUGCCGUCUCAGACGGAUUUAAUGAGCCUUGUCCACCAUGUCUGCAAGGAAGCAGACGGCCUGGAAUCCUUGUUCCUGAUCUCGAAGUCGAACUGCGCUUUUGCGAACUACAAAGACGAGGCUAGCUGCCUAGCAGCCCAACAGAAACUCCACGAGUCCAAAUUCCAAUCCGUGAGACUCGUGAGCAGACUGCGGAAGAACACUGUCGAAGGGGUCUCUGGAAUCACGGCACCUACCGGCCCAUCAGCUGCGACACCGCACCAUGUUCCCGUGCCAGAGCCCAAAGAAAAUCUGCCCAUCACGACGACAGAAGUUGAACCAAGCAGCUCCGAAAAUGGCACACCGUCUGUUUCGAGCGCUCCAGAGACUAAAGUCUCUCCUGCGGCAGUCGAUGGCUCCACACAGAAGGACAAAUUUUUCGUUUUGAAGAGCCUAACAAUUGAGGACCUCGAGUUGAGCGUACGGACGGGAAUCUGGGCUACCCAAGCUCAUAACGAGGAGAGUCUGAACAAAGCUUUCAAGACAGUCGAGAACGUUUACCUGGUUUUCUCUGCCAACAAGUCCGGUGAAUAUUAUGGCUAUGCUCGCAUGGUUUCCACUAUCAACGAAGACCCAGCUGCGGCGAUAGAAUUUGCCCCCAAGGUUCAGUCCGUGAGCGACGUGGACCUGCCGAAGGAGAUUCCAACCGAAGCAACUGAUUCCACACCCAAAGGACGCAUUAUCGAUGACUCAGCACGAGGCACAAUCUUCUGGGAAGUUCUUCGUGAGGACUCUGCUGAUAAUUUGGAAGCAGAUGAGGCAGCGACGGCCGCUACAACCAACGCAGAGCUAGACGCUGAGUCGAGCCUGAGCGGCGACCUCGGGCCGGAAAGCAAGACUUGGGGCAAGCCGUUCAAGCUAGAAUGGCUAUGCACGACCAGGCUCCCAUUCUACCGUUGCAGAGGCCUGCGCAACCCUUGGAACUCGAAUAGAGAGGUCAAAAUUGCCAGGGAUGGCACAGAACUCGAGCCGUCCGUCGGCCGGCGACUCAUAGGGCUAUUUAACAAGAACCUCAACGCUCCCGCACCCAGAGGCCCUAUGGGGAUGGGAAUUGGCCCCAUCCCGAUGUCAAUGCCUCCACAACAGCAGCCUAUGCUUAUGGGAUACCCGCCUACGUUCCCAUAG